This is a messenger RNA of Gongylonema pulchrum, 489 nucleotides long. Lineage: Eukaryota; Metazoa; Nematoda; Chromadorea; Rhabditida; Gongylonematidae. The record is from the annotation of a GenBank genome assembly.
AUGGCAACCGGCCGCGAGUACUAUUUCGUGAUAGUGGGGCACAACGAUCAGCCGGUGUUCGAGAUGGAGUUCCCGCUAGUGGAAUCGCGAAAGCGCCAGGAUCAACCGGACACACGGCACCUGAACCAGUUCAUUGCGCAUGCAGCCCUGGACAUCAUCGACGAGCAGAUACUCACCAACCCGCAAAUGUAUCUCAAGGUUGUGGACAAGUUCAACGAGUGGUUUGUGUCGGCAUUCGUGACGGCCAGUCGCAUCAGGUUUGUGAUGCUGCACUGCCAGAAGAAUGAAGACGGAAUCAGGCAGUUCUUCCAGCUGUAUUUUGACAUUUCACAUUUGUGCAUAGAAAAGAGGUUAUUGUAUUUGCAGGAAAUGUACGAGAUGUACAUCAAACAUUCCAUGAAUCCGUUCUACGAAAUCGACUCGCAGAUUGUGUCGCCCAAUUUCGAGCAGAAAGCAAUAUUCUACGGGAAGAAAUAUUUGAGCACGUGA